This is a messenger RNA of Rodentolepis nana, 861 nucleotides long. Lineage: Eukaryota; Metazoa; Platyhelminthes; Cestoda; Cyclophyllidea; Hymenolepididae. The record is from the annotation of a GenBank genome assembly.
AUGCAUCUCCUGAAUCUACAAGUCGGUGUUGUCGACUUCACUCCCUACGCACCAAUCUUCCACGCACUCUACGCCUCCUCCCGCGUUGUUCUUCCCGGUCUCUCCCGUAGCCCCUCCCUCUUCAUUUACCCUCAUCGCAAUGCCCGUGGACUCACCGCACCCUCAGAAGCUCUUCCCGCAAGUCCCUUGCGUCUAGAACAUCUCAUCUCGCGUCUCCAAGUUUCUUACCAACUCACCACCAAGGCCAAAUUUGCUGAGGCUGUAGAGAAAUUCCGUUCAAUCAUGCUUUCCGUGCCACUCCUUGUGUUGGAGAAUAAUAAGGAAGAGGCUGAAGCAAAGGAUUUGAUCACGAUUUGCAAGGAGUAUAUUAUUGGCCUGCAGAUGGAGAUGACGAGAAAGACGCUACCGAAGGAUACUGACGAGGAAAAGGUCCGUAACGUGGAGCUGGCCUGCUACUUCACUCACAUGAAUCUCCAACUCCCUCACCUCGUGUUGACCCUCCGCACUGCUGUGAAUCUUCUCUUCAAACUCAAAAACUUCCGUACUGCUGCUUUAAUGGCCCGACGUCUCCUUGACUUGGCUGCUGAGCCCGCAGUUGCCGAGCAAACUCGAAAGAUCCUUCGUGUCUGCGACGCCAAUCCAACUGACGCUUUCGAGUUGACCUACGAUCCACGCAAUCCCUUUGAAGUUUGCCCGGCCUCAUACACGCCAAUCUAUCGUGGAGAAGAAUGUGUGCGGGAGCCUCUUACCGGAGCUGCUUACAAGCCCGAGUUCAAGGGCCAACUCUGUCGUGUUACUAAGGCAACGGAGAUUGGGCUUAUGACCAGGGGAAUGUGUCUUCAAAUGCCUAAGUCGCGUUGA